This is a messenger RNA of Fonsecaea multimorphosa CBS 102226, 1308 nucleotides long. RefSeq lists its product as uncharacterized. Lineage: Eukaryota; Fungi; Ascomycota; Eurotiomycetes; Chaetothyriales; Herpotrichiellaceae. Bases 1 to 1308 code for a protein of 435 amino acids. The transcript has a single exon. Gene Ontology annotation, cellular component: cytoplasm. Gene Ontology annotation, biological process: transsulfuration. Gene Ontology annotation, molecular function: cystathionine gamma-lyase activity; pyridoxal phosphate binding. The record is from RefSeq and is a predicted model, not a curated record.
AUGACUGUUCCAGUCCAAGUCCCUCUCUCGCCCCGUCCUCUCAGACCCAACGAGCGCAUCUUGACCAACGAAGAUGGGGGCAUAGUCACACCUGCUCGAGCCCCUUCCCCCGUCUACAACUUCGGCACACUCGCAGUUCAUGCUGGUGCACCCCUAGAUCCUUCCACAGGCGCCGUCAUCGAACCUCUAUCCUUGUCUACGACCUUUGCACAAAAAGCUGUGGGUAAGCCGAUUGGGCUGUACGAGUACAGUCGCAGCGCGAACCCAAAUCGUGACAACUUCGAAGAAGCUGUGGCCGCACUUGAACACGCUCGAUUUGCUCUGGCAUUUGCCUCGGGCUCAGCGACAACGGCUACAAUUCUUCAGUCGCUCGCAGCCGGCUCACAUGUCAUAUCUGUCUCGGACGUCUACGGAGGCACCCAUCGAUAUUUCACAAAAGUGGCCCUGGCACAUGGAGUUGAGGUCACAUUUUCUCCAUCUAUUGAACUGGACAUUGAAGAGUUGAUCAGGGAGCAAACGAAGCUCAUCUGGAUCGAGAGUCCUUCGAACCCCACACUGAGUCUCGUCGAUAUCAGGAAUGUCGCGUCAGUCGCCCACAGGCAUGGCAUUUUGGUUGUGGUGGACAAUACGUUCUUAUCACCUUACGUGCAGAAUCCAUUGGAUCACGGAGCCGAUAUUGUCGUGCAUUCCGUGACAAAAUACAUCAACGGACACUCAGAUGUCGUGAUGGGCGUUGCUGCAUUCAACUCGGAAGAACUGAAAGAACGACUGACAUUCCUCCAAAACGCCAUCGGAGCUGUGCCUUCACCAUUCGACUGCUGGCUUGCCCACCGAGGGCUUAAGACGCUGCAUCUCCGAGCUAGAGAGGCAAGUACGAACGCAUUGGCUGUUGCUCGAGCACUCGAGGCCUCGCCGCAUGUGAUCGCAGUAAAUUAUCCUGGUCUGGAUUCUCACAAGCAGAGAGCCAUUGCAAUCAAGCAGCAUCGCGACGGUAUGGGUGGCGGGAUGCUCAGUUUCCGUCUCAAAGGCGGACACGCCGCCGCAGAGAGAUUCUGUCAACAAACACGCAUCUUCACUCUGGCCGAGAGCUUGGGAGGCGUCGAAUCUCUAUGCGAGGUUCCGAGUGCCAUGACGCACGCGGGCAUUCCCAAGGAGCAACGCGAGGCCAUUGGCGUCUUUGAUGAUCUUGUCAGACUUUCCUGCGGUGUCGAAGAUGCCGCAGAUCUCAAAAAGGAUGUUCUACAGGCACUGGAGAAAGCAGUUGUGGGACCGAAGAUUUCGAAUGGUGUCAAUGGGACCAGCAGAUGA